AUGGUGCUGCACCGGGCCAUCCACGCGGCGCGCGUCGGUGACCUGGCGGCGCUCAGGGAGCUGGCCGCCGCGGACCAUCUGACCCCCGCCAUCAGCGACGCCCAGGGGGCGGGGCUGGCGCACCACGCCGCGCGCUGCGGCCGCCUGGACUGCCUGCGCUUCCUGGUGACGGAGAUGGGGCUGGCGGCGGACGAGCGGGCGCUGAACCGCGCCACGCCCGCCCACGACGCCGCUGCCACCGGGCACGUCAGGGAGCUGCAGUGGCUGGUGGAGCAGGGGGGCUGCGAUCUGGAGGCCCAGGACGCGUCGGGGGCCACGGCGCUGCACCUGGCCGUGCGGUUCGGCUGCCUGGCGGUGGUGGAGUGGCUGCUGGCGGCGGGGGGGCGUCUCAGCGUCCUGGAGACCAACUGCGGGGCGGUGGCCGCCCACUACGCCGCCGCCAAGGGGGACCUGGCCUGCCUGGAGCUGCUGCUGCGCCACUCCCCGGGGUGUGUGAACCUCCAGACCCGGCUGGGGGCCACGCCCCUCUACCUGGCGUGCCAGGAGGGUCACCUGCCCGUGGUGGAGUACCUGGUGCGGGUGGGCGGGGCCAGCACUCACCUGAGGGCCCACGACGGCAUGAGUGUCCUGCACGCCGCCACGCACACGGGGCACCACGCGCUGGUGGUCUGGCUGGCCACCUUCACCGACCUCAGCCUGUGCUGCCAGGACCGGGAGGGGGCGACCGCGCUGCACUUCGCCGCCAGCAGGGGGCACCGUCGCCUGCUGGAGACGCUGCUCCACCUGGGGUCAAAGGUCACCCGGGACUAUUGGGGAGGCACGCCGCUCCACGACGCCGCGGAGAACGGAGAGCUGGAGUCCUGUAAGGUGCUCCUGGCCGGCCUGGCCGACAGCUCUGAGCAGGACAUCGAUGGCUUCACCGCAGCGGACCUGGCCGAGUACAACGGGCAUUAUGACUGCGCCCGCUACCUCCGCAACGUCCAGGCCAACAGCGUCUGCUGCGGGCGCGCCACGCUGGACAGGGAGCCCGCCAGGAGGUUUGGCAGAAGCGCCCUCAGCCAGAAGGACUCACAGCUAGUGUACGUCAACAAACCCAUCCAGGACAUCACUUCAGACCAAGAGGAAGAGGAGGAGGAGGAGGAGGGGACGGACACGCCCACAGCGUCCAGGCAGCCAAUCAGAGGAGACUACUACCGCGGCCUGAGCGACCCAUGCAUUGAGAUCCACAGCACUGACACACAGAUGGAGAGGUUAAAGACCACCGCCUCCAGGAUGGAGAAGGUCCACAUCGCCACGUCUGUCCUGAAGGGGUUCACGCGGGGCCGGCUCUCCGCCCCGGCGGCCCCAGACCAGGACCAGAGUGAGUCUGCGGCCCCCCGUCUGGGGGCCAACCUAGGCAACAUGAAGUCCAUCACGGCUGUGAAGCAGUCCGGCCUGCAGUCUGGGGUCUUCACCGGACAGGGGAGCAAGAUGGUGGUGCUCCCGACGGAGGAGGCCAACCUGUCGGACAUCGACUACCUGGUGCCCACCCACGACGAGAGGGGGCGGCCCAUCGCGGAGUGGAAGCGACAGGUGAUGGUGAGACAGCUGCAGGCCCGGCUGCUGGACGAGGAGGACCAGAGGAGGAGGGAGAACGGCAGCAGCCGCUACGCCAAGGUGAGCUGGCGCUACUCCCCGGCCCACAACGCCAUCCUGGGCCCGUUCGGCGAGCUGCUGACGGAGGCCGACCUGGUGUACCUGGAGCGGCAGAUCGCCAACGUGGCGCUGCAGAAGAACUGCGAGGGCUACGAGCUGGAGCUGGCGCGGCUGGCCGAGGAGCUGCGCCACAUCCUGCCGGCGCCCAUCGUCAACAUCACCGUCAACACACAGUUCCGCCACUUCCACAGCAAGGUGCCGCUGCCGCUGUGGUGCGGCCGCAUCUCAGGCAUCGUGCAGAGCAUGUCGCUGCUGCUCAGCAACCUGACGGACCAGCCCUACUGCAAGAUGCCCAACACGGCGCUGGUGUCGGUGUUCUCCGAGGCGCCCGAGCGGGCCACCGGUGCCCGCGGCCGGCGGGAGAUGAUCGAGGAUGAGAUCCACGAGUUCGGCGUCUCAGUCGGGAGGCUCAAGUCGAACUUCGAGAGCCAGAGCGCGGCGCCGGGCGACGAGAACGACGUCGUCGUUGAUGACGACGAGGAGGCCGUCACGACGACCAAGUCGGUCACGUUCAGCAUCCCCGCCACCGACCCCGCCGCCGCGGAGCCGCUGCUGGCUCCGCCCCCGCCGCUCAAGGUGCGGGACGGCGCGGUCACUGCGGAGACGGACCACAACAGCGACUCGGGCAUCGACUACGACGAGGCGACGCCGGACGUGAUGGAGACCACCAGCCUGAGGAAGGAGCGCAUCGUGGUCCUCUUCCUCGGCCACUGGAAGAAGUCGGCGUACUCCGUCACGCUGAAGAGCCGCGACGCCGCCGAGAGGAAGCUGAACGGCGGGGCGGGGGGCGAGGUCGCGGAGGGGUCGGCCGAAGGUCACGGGGUCACGGCGGAGUUCACCCAGAAGACGAUGAUGGACAGCUCGCUGGGACACUUCUUCAAGCAGCGCGGCGCCGUCAACAAGAUGCUGGGCAACUGGAGGAGCAUGAUCUCCAGUGUGCCGUCCAGGCAGAUACGCAGGCUGCACCGGCAGCAGGUGCUGUACUCCCCGGAGCAGUUCCUGCCGCGCAUGGAGGGCGUGGCGGUGGACUACGACAGCCUCACCCUGGACCUCUUCAUGCUGGGCUACUUCCACAUCCUGGAGCAGGAGCUGCCCGCCGACGAGCGGAAGAUGCGCCACCUGCUGUGCUUCGAGGUGUUCGACCACCUGGGCUCCUUCACCUGGGAGACGGUGCGGGACUUCCACAAGGCCGUCAUCACCGACAUCCAGGGGGGCGGCCGCGAGUGGAAGGACGGCUUCGACGACGUCAAGACCCGCUUCUUCGGGAGCGCGGCGGUGCCCGUGGAGACGGUGUCGGCGGCGCCGGCGGAGGCGGCGGUGGAGAAGCGGGUCCUCCCCGAGGUGCGGCAGGUGCCUCGGGUCAUCGUGCAGACCCCCACGCCCGACGAGGGGGUGCUGAACGGGGGCACGGACAUCUCGUCCUUCUCCAACGAGGAGAUCUGUAAAUACAUCGACCGCAGCUUCGCCUUCUGGAAGGAGAAGGAGGCGGAGAUCUUUUACUUUGAGUAGGGAAACUUUUGUGGUUUGGUGGUGGCGACUUUUUUUGUAUAUUUUUUGUAUUUAUUUAUUUACAGAAAACUACGACGCUCUUUACAAGAACUUCCCAACAAAAAAAAAAGACGAUACUGUGCUUUUGUCCUGAGUGAGAUUUUUUGAGAUUGUCUUUUUUUUGUCAUUGCGGAGCAACUCCAUGUUUACAAAA
Messenger RNA from Gadus chalcogrammus (walleye pollock), 3397 nucleotides. It is a transcript of the gene espnla, whose product is annotated as espin like a. Gene Ontology annotation, biological process: actin filament bundle assembly. The coding region runs from base 1 to 3204 and encodes 1067 amino acids. The transcript is spliced from 13 exons. Gene Ontology annotation, molecular function: actin filament binding. The record is from RefSeq and is a predicted model, not a curated record. Gene Ontology annotation, cellular component: cytoplasm. Lineage: Eukaryota; Metazoa; Chordata; Actinopteri; Gadiformes; Gadidae.